UAUCUAUAAAAGCUAGCCAAAGGUGAUGACUCUCGCUCUCUCCCAUGGUUCUUUCCACAUUAUUUAGUGGAGACGACUUGCUUUCUUGUACUGUCAGGCACUAUUAUAUUUUUGGAACCGUUCGCAAGGAUCGUUGAGCUGCAGAUACACCACCAAGCUAAGGACGACGACGGGCAGAAUGGAGGAGGACUCGGGCCUGUUUAUGCAGUGGGCGAUGGACACGCUGCGGCACGCCGCCAUCAGCAACAACGACUGCAGCGAGGCAACGACCUUCCCCUCGCUCCAAGCGCUCCGGGAGGCCUCGCACGCGGCCGAAAUGGUCCAGGAGCUCAUCUCGGCAGCGCCGGCGAGCAGCUGGAGCUCCGGCGACACCACCGACGGCAGCAGCGGAGGCAACAACCCGCCCAGCGCGGCCAUGGAUCACGAUGCCUGGCCGCCGACGCCCAACUCCGCCAGGCGCGCACCCGCCGCACCGACGCUGGCCAGAAGCAGCAGCAGCACCAACCUUCCGGUGAGCUGGAACUUCGGCGCCGCCUCGGCGCCGCCGGGCAGCGACGGCAUGCUGCCGGCGGAGGCGGAGGCCGCCCCCACGCACCGCCUGCCGGACAUAGUGUGCGGGUCGCCACCGACGAGGAGAGCAGGUGUAAAGGGCGCGGCGGGAUCCAUGUCGACGCCGUACGCUCAAGACCACAUCAUCGCGGAGCGGAAGCGGCGGGAGAAGAUCAACCAACGCUUCAUCGAGCUCUCCACCGUCAUCCCCGGCCUCAAGAAGAUGGACAAGGCGACGAUCCUUUCUGAAGCGACCAAGUACGUCAAGGAGCUUCAAGAAAAGCUCAGAGACCUGGAGGCUGGCGGCAGCAACGGCAGGAGCAUUGUCGAGACCGUGGUGCUCGUCAAGAGGCCAUGCCGCCAUGAUGCGGCCAAGCCGGACGAAGAUGGCUCCCCGUUGUCAGCGUCAUCAGCCGCGCCUGCGGCGAGGAAGCAGCUGCCGGAGAUCGAGGCCCGGUUCUCGGAUAAGAGCGUCAUGGUGAGGAUCAACUGCGAGGACGGCAAGGGGGUGGUCGUGAAGGUGCUCACCGAGGUCGAGGAGCUCCGCCUCAGUAUCACCCACGCCAAUGUCAUGCCGUUCCCGGCGGGCACUCUGAUCAUAACCAUUACAGCAAAGGUGGAGGAGGGGUUCACCGUAAAUGCAGAGGACAUCGUUGGCAGACUCAAUUCUGCAUUACUGCACCAGCAUCAUAGCAGCUGUAACAGCACAGAUGAGGAAACAGGAAACUAGUUAAUUAAAGGCUUGGUCUUGCGCAUAUAAAAAAAUAUCUACGGCUGUGGGAACAGUAAUAAUGCUUGAGUGUUUAUUUUUCUUAUUCUUUUUUUUUGUAACAAUUCAUGGCUUGAGAUUUUUUUUUCCUUUGCCACGACGUCCCUUCAAGUAGCGUGCAUGCAACAAUCCAUGCACACUGUGUAAGUGGUGAUGACCACCACAUGCGCACUAGUGGAUGCUCGAGACGAGCAUUUCUGCACCACAUGUUUCAAGUUUGCAACACGAGCCAGAUAUAUCCAGGCAUCAACAUCAUGCAGAUGGCAGGUGUUAUUGUCACGAAAAGGUCCUCAUCAAGAUCAAAUCAGAUGGUCGUCUCCAGUGAAAUAAAGCAUGCAUGCAUGUACCAUCAAGUACGGUCUGCAAGCAAGUUGUCAAGUUGAUUUGAACCAAGCUUGGCUUAAUGCUUGUAAAAAUAUAUGUAUCCAUGUGCUACUACCACUGUUCGUGAUUCUAU
Messenger RNA from Panicum virgatum (switchgrass), 1775 nucleotides. Its product is annotated as transcription factor bHLH18-like. NCBI's taxonomy places the organism in Eukaryota, Viridiplantae, Streptophyta, Magnoliopsida, Poales, Poaceae. Gene Ontology annotation, molecular function: protein dimerization activity. The record is from RefSeq and is a predicted model, not a curated record. The coding region runs from base 179 to 1279 and encodes 366 amino acids. The transcript has 4 exons.